CAGGUAAGGAGAUGUUUAUAUACAAAAAAAACUACAAUCCCCACAAUGCCCCGUGUUGGAUGAUCGCUUACGCGGCAAUUGACUACUAUUCGCGGUGCCUCCCGGGAGAUGUAGUUUGUUUGGGGGCGACAUCACGCUUGAGGCCCGUGAGGAGGAGAAGGAGGCUUUGGCGGCGGUAGUGAGUGUGGCUGGUGCUGGAGCGGAGAGGGCGGCCCAGCAUUGGAACUCAGGCGCCGCCAUGUCUCUCGUGGCCUAUGCUAGCAGUGACGAGAGCAGCUCUGACAGCGAGGCGGCUCCGGAGUCCGAGGUGAACGCAGAGGAGCAAGAGGCAGAGCCUGCAGCAGAUUAUUCUGGGUCUUAUCCGCCUCAGUGUGAGGGAGAACAGCAGCAAAACGGCCCGGGAUACUGUGGGCCGCCACCAGGGCUCGGUUACCGGCCUCCUGGGUAUUACGGACAUGGGGGAUAUGGCGCUGGGCCUCCCACUUACCCCUCUGCUCAGGGCUAUGGCGGCUACAGUAACAGCCAGGGCCCCUCUGUUUAUUCCCACGUGGGUUAUGGGCCCCAGGGCCCCACCCCCAGUCAUGUCAACUUCCCACCCCCUGGCCUUAACCUGCCUCCUCCACAGCAUGGGCCCCACCACCUUCCUCCGCCCACAGGGGGGUCAGCAAUGAACUUGCCUCUUCCUCCUCCUCAAAGAGCCCAUGGGCCACUUCAGGGUGGGCCAGGACUUAAUUUGCCUCCCCCACAGGGAAAUCAUGGCCUAAAUUUGCCUCAUCCUCAAGGAGGGAAUGGGCUGAAGUUACCUCCCCUGCAGAGUGGCCCAGGCAUGAAUCACCCACCCCUGCAGAGUGGCCCAGGUAUAAAUCACCCACCCCCGCAGAGUGGCACAGUUAUGAAUCUCCCACCCACGCAGAAUGGCACAGGUAUGAAUCUCCCACCCCCGCAGAGUGGUUCAGUCAUUAAUCUCCCACCCCCACAGAGUGGUACAGGCAUGAAUCUCCCACCCCUGCAGAAAAGCACAGGUAUGAAUCUCCCGCCCCCACACAGUAGCACAGGCUUGAAUCUGCCACGCCACGAAAUGGGAACACGCAUGAAUCUGCCUCCCCCACAAAGUAGUCCAGGAAUGAGUCUGCCUCCGCCACAUGGAGUGUGUCCUCAAAGUGCUACUGGAAUGAACCAACCUUCACCAGCAAGUCCAGGCGUAAUGCACCAGCCUCCUCCCCCGGGUACGUCUGCAAUGAAUUUGCCUCCGCCGCAAGGUGGUUCUGGGCUCAGUUUUCCACCACCAAAUCCUGGCAUGAACCCCCCUCCAGCUCAUGGACUAAAUCUCCCUCAGAGUGGCCAGGUGUUAAAUAUCCCUCCUCCACAGCUAAGUCCUACCUCCGCAAGCGCAAUUGACCAUCGGAUUCCUCUCCCAACACCUGCCUACAAUGUGAACCUGCCUCCGGCGUCUAUAGAAAAUGUAGCAAUUCCCAAACCAAAGAAGAGAACAGAGCCGGUGAAAAUCACUGUCCCUGAAGUGCACGGAGCAGGGUCUGAUUCGGAGGAAGAUGAACCAGUGAGAAAGAAAGCGGUGGUCCAGGGAUCUAGAGAGGGCUACGGCUUAUCCGCGUUCCUGCCUCAGCCGAAAAAUGCUUCCGGCUCCGAUUCAAAGCAACAGCCCCUUCCGUACAACUUUACAAAGAAAGCCUCCGAUUUAGCCAGUGAUCUAAAGCACCCCAAAACCACAUCUCUAACCAAACCGAAACUGUCUUCAAAACCCGAAGUCUCUAACACGCCCUCUCCGUCGGCCAUCAAAGCUGCAGCUAAGAAUGCCGCCCUGCAGGUCACCAAGCAAAUCACGCAGGAAGAAGAUGAGGAGAUUGAUGAGGAUCUCCAACAUGGCAAUUUCUUCUCACUGUCGGACAUCAAGGAGACCCCUGCCAUGAUGAGUGACAGCUCUCAAUACCCUGGCCCUACUGUUGAUGAAAUUGCACCCCCUGGAGUUGAGCCUGUGGAGUUGCAAAAUGAUGCAGCUAAUGCACCCCUAGACUUUAAGACUGCAGCAGGAUCAAUUGACAACCACCAAGGGGGUGCCCCAACUACAGAAGCUUUCACUAGCCAGCCAUACAGACAGUAUCCCGAGUAUCCCGAUACCUCUGCAUCAGGUUAUUACCAGGAUUAUUACAGCAGUGGCUACUAUCAAGAAUCUGAUUCGUCUCCUACAACUGCCGCAGAGGAUUCCAUCAUGGAUGAUGAAGCUUUUAAACGCCUGCAAGGGAAACGGAACCAAGGCCGAGAGGAAAUUAACUUUGUGGAGAUUAAAGGGGAUGAUCAACUAAGUGGGAACCAGCAGUGGAUGACAAAAUCGUUGACAGAAGAGAAGACGAUGAAGUCUUUCAGUAAGCGGAAAGGAGAGCAGCCAACAGGGCAACAAAGAAGAAAGCACCAGAUCACAUACCUCAUCCACCAGGCUAAGGAGAGGGAGCUAGAGCUGAAGAACAGUUGGUCAGACAACAAGUUGAGCCGACGACAGACACAAGCAAAAUAUGGCUUUUGAAAUACUAAUAUGGCCGGUUUGAAUUAAACAAAAUGGCCAUAUGCGAGAGGUCAGAAAGCAAGACUGUACUGUCGUGAACUAGUGCUGACAGUCCCAUGACACCACACUCUGCUGGCUUGUCCCGUCCAAGAGGUUUCGCAGUUAAGACUGGAGCAGUGAAAGGGCUUAUUUGACGAUUACUACUCUCGCUGGGAUUGGUGGGCCAUAAUGCAGUUUAACUUUUGCUCUGCCAGAAUCUGUGCAGUAUUGUCUGUUUUUUAACUGCUGUGGGAGAAGUUAAAGGGGUGGUUCACCUUUAAGGUGACUUUUAGUAUUUUCUAGAACGGCCAGUUCUAAGCAACUUUUCAGUUGGUUUCCAUUAUUUAUUUUUCUAUAGUUAUUUGUUUUUUUUUCAUCCGACUCUUUGCAGCUUUCAAAUGGGCGUCGCUGACCCCUUCCAAAAAGCAAAUGCUCUGCGAGGCUACAAAUGUAUUAUUAUUGUUCUUUAUCACUCAUCUUUCUAUUCAGCCCCACUCCGAUUCAUAUUCCAGUCACUUAUUUAAAUCAAUGCAUGGUUGCUAGGGUAAUUUGGACCCUGGCAACUAGAUUGCUGAAACUGCAAACUGGAGAGCUGCUGAAUAAAAUGUGCAGGAAGUGAGUAAUGCACGAAGAACUGAGCAGGAAGCCAUUCUUUGUCAAAGAGUAGGAAUUUAAGCAUUCGUUUAAAGGACAACGUCAUCCAAAGUGUUCUAAGUCGUUUUAGUAAUUUGUAAAUGUAAUUGCUAUUGGUAGCAUCAGGAUUAAAGGGAAACUUCCCA
This is a messenger RNA of Xenopus laevis (African clawed frog), 3336 nucleotides long. RefSeq names its product proline rich mitotic checkpoint control factor S homeolog (gene prcc.S). The record is from RefSeq and is a predicted model, not a curated record. Lineage: Eukaryota; Metazoa; Chordata; Amphibia; Anura; Pipidae. The transcript has 7 exons. The coding region runs from base 239 to 2539 and encodes 766 amino acids. Gene Ontology annotation, cellular component: nucleus.